Messenger RNA from Nezara viridula (southern green stink bug), 252 nucleotides. Lineage: Eukaryota; Metazoa; Arthropoda; Insecta; Hemiptera; Pentatomidae. The record is from the annotation of a GenBank genome assembly.
AUGCUUUGGACGAGGCUGCGAUCUCGAGCUUUAGGGCCGAAAAUUCGCUUCCAUAAAGAACAUCCUUCAGGAACUGCCAACUCUCGUAUUAAUUUCAUCUCUGAUUUUCCCGCUCUCACAGAUCGUCACAUCCAAACACUUAAAGCAAGGAACAUGCUUUAUUAUCUCCUUAUUAAUGCGAAUCCUCAUAUUCUUCUUGUUUCUGGACACCAGCAUGCACUAGGUCAUGGAAGUGCUAAUAACCAUAUUUAG